CGCCCUCGAGCAGCUCGAGCUCGCCGACAAGCUCCCGCCAGUGCUCGUCCAAGCACAGCGCAGCCAGUCCCAGCUCCGCCUGUCGCCGUACCGCCGCCUCGUCGCCCGCCCCACCUCAUCACUGAGCGACCUCUCGACUCGACAUGAACUACAUCCAGCUCGAGAAGCUCGGCGAGGGCACGUAUGCCACGGUGCACAAGGGCCGGUCAAGGAUCACCAACGAGCUCGUCGCGCUCAAGGAGAUUCACCUCGACGCCGAGGAGGGCACGCCGUCGACCGCCAUCCGCGAGAUCAGCCUCAUGAAGGAGCUCAAGCACCCCAACAUUGUCCGCCUGUACGACGUCAUCCACACCGAGUCGAAGCUCAUGCUCGUCUUUGAGUACAUGGACCUUGACCUCAAGAAGUACAUGGACUCGCACGGUGAGCGAGGCGCGCUCGAGCCGGCCGUCGUCCGGUCCUUCAUGUGGCAGCUCCUCAAGGGCACGGCCUUCUGCCACGACAACCGCGUCCUGCAUCGCGACCUCAAGCCGCAGAACCUCCUCAUCAACAAGAAGGGCGAGCUCAAGCUGGCCGACUUUGGCCUCGCGCGCGCGUUCGGCAUCCCGGUCAACACGUUCUCGAACGAGGUCGUCACGCUGUGGUACCGCGCACCCGACGUCCUCCUCGGGUCGCGCACCUACUCGACGAGCAUCGACGUGUGGAGCGCGGGCUGCAUCAUGGCCGAGAUGAUCUCGGGCGUGCCCCUGUUCCGUGGACGCGACAACAACGACCAGCUGAACCAGAUCAUCCGCAUCCUCGGCACCCCCGACGAGGCGACCCUGAGGAGGAUCGCGUCAGAGAGUCCCGAGGUCCAGCUGCGCCCGUUCCCGCGCAUGCCCCGAAUCCCCUGGGCGUCGCUGUACCCCAAGGCGACUCCUCUCGCGCUCGACCUUCUCGACAAGCUCCUCCAAUUCGACCCGGCACGGCGCCUCGACUGCACCUCGGCCCUUCACCACGGCUACUUUUCGGCACCGUCGCAGCAGGGGCAGUGAGCCCGUCCUCGUCGCUCGGCCUGCCUUCUCUCUAUCUCCCCCUUUCUCUCUCUUGAGCGGUGGACGUCGUUUAGACCUGUGCCCGCCCCUCUCUCUCCCUCACACUCUCUCUCUGUGCCCUCACUUUGUAUUCUCAGCCGUCACGACCCUUUCU
Rhodotorula graminis WP1 is the source of this 1185-nucleotide messenger RNA. RefSeq names its product cyclin-dependent kinase 5. The transcript has 7 exons. Bases 144 to 1031 code for a protein of 295 amino acids. Gene Ontology annotation, molecular function: ATP binding; cyclin-dependent protein serine/threonine kinase activity. Gene Ontology annotation, biological process: protein phosphorylation. NCBI's taxonomy places the organism in Eukaryota, Fungi, Basidiomycota, Microbotryomycetes, Sporidiobolales, Sporidiobolaceae. Gene Ontology annotation, cellular component: cytoplasm; nucleus. The record is from RefSeq and is a predicted model, not a curated record.